AGUUACGUCAAACCUCGUCACCAUCACCAUCAUGAUAGGCCAUGCGCCCAUGCCGCAUGGACAAUAGAAGAUUGUCCUUUGCUAAUGACCAUAAAAAGUGACAUCAACAGCUACCCAAUCAUACAGCUACCCAAUAGAAGAAGCAAAAAUCCCAUAUAUUGGUACUUCUAUUUAUUUUGGCAGCAGAAGUUUUUUUUUCUCGUAUGAAGUUCGUUGAUUCAGCUGUUCCUAACUUGCAAAUUCUCCAGGAUCAUCAGCAAUAGUGACAUGGGCCUUGAGAAAAGAGUUGCAGAGCACAAUGAUGUGAAGCAAGAUAACCAAUCGCGGGCUCUCUGCCUGCAUGCUUUUUCUGAUUUGUCAUGUGUUUCACCAGUUGUGUUUCUAUACCUUUUAAAAGAAUCUUAUAUCUAUGGGAAGUCUAAAGCAACUACAAAAUUCCGAGCUUUGCAACAACAAGUCAAUCUAGCCCUCAAAAACGGCCCUCAGCCUGGACCAGCUGUCUUUAUUGCCCGCUGCCUCUAUGUGCUUCCAGUGUUCGACUCAUAUGCUGAUGGUUUCAGUCAUUUGAUUGUAUCUGCUCUUCGUAAAUACCUCAAAGGCGAUACAGAUCCUACUGAUCUGCAAGAAGCACAGGAUCUUGCUGCACAGCUUUUUCUUGAUGUUGUUCAAGGAUUUAUCAUCCAUGAUGAGAGGAUACUUAUAAAGAUAAUUGAAGCUUUUGAUGUGAAGUUGGUGAAUAUUGAAAAGGCUUUACACAAUUCAGUUUCAAAGGACGAAAUUUAUGACAAGGCCCAGGCUUUCAUGGAGAAGUAUAUUCAUCAACAUAUAGAAUCUCAGUCGUAUAUGACUGCUGUCUCUUUGAUGGAACAAUUUGGUAUCCACCACUCUGGAGAAUCUUUCCUCUUCAAAAUCUUAGAGAACAAAGAUUUUAGAGCAGCCGAGAAAUGGGCAUCAUAUGUGGGUAAGCCAAUGUUGUGUGUUCUUGUCGAGGAAUACGUUAAGAUGAAUAUGUUUAAAGGUGCUUAUGGGAUUAUAAAGAGGAAUAAUCUACAGGAGGAAUUUCCAGAUGUAUACCAUAAGUGUAAAGAAAGCUCACUGAAGGCUCUCGCUGAAAAAGGAUGCUGGGAUGUUGCAGAGGAGAGGGCAAAGAAUGAUAGACAACUUCUUGAAUAUUUGGUUUAUCUGGCGAUGGAAGCUGGCUACUCUGAGAAGGUUGAUGAAUUAUGUGAAUGUUACUCGCUGGAAGGAUUUGUAAAAGCUAAAGAACCUGAGGUGCAUCCUGUUCAGAGUCGUUAUUUGGAUCUUCAUGAAUUAUUCAUAGAUGACAUUAUAUGGGUUGAUGAAGCUGUCAGCCUGCAGAAAGCGACUUCUUAUAUUGAAGGGUGUAAAGUUGUUGGUGUAGAUUGUGAAUGGAAGCCUAACUAUGUGAAAGGUAGCAGAGCCAACAAGGUUUCUAUAAUGCAAAUUGCUUCAGAAAAGGUUGCCUUCAUUUUUGAUUUGAUUAAGCUGUAUGAUGAUGUGCCCGAUAUUCUGAACAGCUGCUUAAUUCGUAUUCUGCACUCCUCUAGAGUUCUAAAGCUUGGCUAUAAUUUUCAAUGUGAUAUGCAUCAGUUGGCCCAUUCCUACCCAAAGUUGGACUGCUUCAAGCGUUACGAAAUGCUUUUGGAUAUCCAGAAAGUAUUCAAAGAGCCUUGUGGUGGGCUAUCUGGCCUAGUGAAGAAAAUACUGGGAGCUGGUCUGAACAAAACAAGAAGGAACAGCAACUGGGAACUAAGGCCUCUGAGUCAGCAACAAUUGGACUAUGCGGCUCUUGAUGCCGUUGUUCUUGUUCAUCUAUUCCACCAUAUUGGCAGCCACUCUCAAGCUGUUGAUGUCCAAGACAAUAAUGCCAAAAUGGAGUGGAAAUCCCACAUUGUAAGUGCAUCGACUAAAUCAAAUCCAUCUCUUUUUAAAGCUGUGACUGGAGUGUCAAUUGUGGAUCAAAAUCAGGCUGUAAGGCUUCACAUGUUAGCGACACCAAGAUGUUGCGGAAGAAAGACCCUAGAGGUGAGAAGAAAUCUGAAGUUGACGUUGGGCAGCCUGAAUCCACUUGAGCUACUAACACGACAGAUUUGCAUUUCCAUUCUGUGAGGAAGAAUUGUAUAUACAUCUAGUAGAGUUUACUCAAAUGGUAACUCUUCAGCAAAAUGCUGUCUUGCACUGUACAUAAUAUACGGUAUAUACUGAUAAUACAUUGGCAACAGAUUGUAUAUAUCUCUAAAGCUUAACGAAGCCUUAAUCGAAGCACUCCUUGCAUUA
Molecule: messenger RNA, 2298 nt
Organism: Beta vulgaris subsp. vulgaris (sugar beet)
Lineage: Eukaryota; Viridiplantae; Streptophyta; Magnoliopsida; Caryophyllales; Amaranthaceae
Exons: 12
Coding region: 268-2130 (620 amino acids)
Biological process (GO): nucleobase-containing compound metabolic process
Molecular function (GO): 3'-5' exonuclease activity; nucleic acid binding
Source: RefSeq, a predicted model, not a curated record